AUGCAGAGAACGAUUACGAUUUUGCGUGGGCCUCUGGUCAGAGACCGAGGGUUUUCCACGAGCUCGUCUUCUUCCGAGAAAAUCGUCGCGUCCGUACUGUUCGAGAGGUUGCCUGUUGUCAUUCCCAAAAUCGACCCCGUCGUUUAUGCAUAUCAGGAGUUCGCGUUUCGGUGGCGACAGCAAUAUCGGCGCAUAUAUCCAGAUGAGCUUUUAGAUAAGUCUAAUGCUAGGGGAAAGGGUGACUACCAUAUUGAUUAUGUACCUGCUCCACGGAUCACUGAAGCUGACAAAAUAAAUGAUAGAAAGUCAUUGCAAAGAGCACUUGACAGAAGAUUAUAUCUUCUUCUCUAUGGAAACACGGAUGGAUCUGCUGGGAAGUCAGUCUGGCAUUUUCCAGAAAAAGUUUACCAGUCUGAAGAGACAUUGCGGAAGUGUGCAGAAUCUGCAUUAAAAUCUAUCUUGGGAGAUCUGUCACACACAUAUUUUGUUGGAAAUGCCCCCAUGGGCCAUAUGGCUACACAGUCAACAGAGGAUGUGCCAGACUCUCCAUAUGUUAAGCAAUUCUUUUUCAAGUCUCAAGUGAUUGCAACCAACAAGUUCAACAUUAAGAAGUGUGAGGAUUUUGUUUGGGUGACCAAGGAUGAACUGCUGGAGUAUUUUCCUGAGAAAGCUGAGUUCCUUAAUAAGAUGAUCAUCAGCUGA
Prunus armeniaca (apricot) is the source of this 702-nucleotide messenger RNA. NCBI's taxonomy places the organism in Eukaryota, Viridiplantae, Streptophyta, Magnoliopsida, Rosales, Rosaceae. The record is from the annotation of a GenBank genome assembly.